CCAGCCCUGGAGACGCACACGCUUCUGGAAUCUCAUGGCGGAGGUGGCAUGCCACACGCUGCCGGUGCUCCUGGCGGCCUCCCUGGCCCGGACCCAGACCCGCGCUGGCUCACACUCCCUGCGGUAUUUCUACACUGCCAUGUCCCGGCCCGGCCUUGGGGAGCCCCGUUUCAUCGCUGUCGGCUACGUGGACGACACGCAGUUCGUGCGCUACGACAGCGACGCGGAGAAUCCGAGGAUGGAGCCGCGGGCGCCGUGGAUGGAGCGGGAGGGGCCGGAGUAUUGGGAGGAGGAGACACGGAGAAUCCAGGAAACUGAGCAGUGGUUCCGAGUGGACCUGAGGACCCUGCGCGGCUACUACAACCAGAAGGAGGACUGUCCUGCAGGCUCUCACACCAUCCAGAGAAUCUUUGGCUGUGACGUGGGAUCGGACGGGAAACUCCGCCACGGGUAUGAUCAGCUCGCCUAUGAUGGCCUCGAUCACAUCGCCCUUAAAGAAGACCUGAAAAAGUGGACGGUGGCAGACAAGGUGGCAUGGAUUACCAGAAGCAGGUUGGAGCAGACUGGUGAAACAGAGAGACGCAGGGCCUACCUGGAGGGUGAAUGCGUGGAGUCUCUCCACAGAUACCUGGAGCUUGGGAAGGAGAAGCUGCUGCCCUCAGAUCCCCCAAAGGCACAUGUGACCCUUCACCCCAGACCUGAAGGUGAUGUCACCCUGAGGUGCUGGGCCCUGGGCUUCUACCCUGCUGACAUCACCCUGACCUGGCAGUUGAAUGGGGAGGACCUGACCCAGGACAUGGAGCUUGUGGAGACCAGGCCUGCAGGGGAUGGAACCUUCCAGAAGUGGGCAGCUGUGGUGGUGCCUCUUGGGAAGGAGCAGAGUUACACAUGCCGUGUGGAGCAUGAGGGGCUGCCUGAGCCGCUUUCCCAGAGAUGGGAGCCUUCUCUAUCCACCGACUCCAACAUGGAAACCAAUGUCAUUUAUGUCGUCCUUGGAGCUGUGGCCAGCAUUGGAGCUGUGGCCAUCAUAGGAGCUGUGGUGACUGUUGUGAGGAGGAGGAGGAGAAACACAGAUUGUGAAGCAUGAAGACAGCUGCCUGGAGUGGACUGAGUGACAGACGAUGUGUUCAGGUCUCUCCUGUGACAUCCAGAGCCCUCAGUUCUCUUUAGACACCAGUGUCUGAUGUUCCCUGUGAUUCUAUGGCUUCAGUGUGAAGAACUGUGGAGCCCAGCCUGCCCCUGCACACCUGGACCCUGUCCCUGCACUGCCUGUGUUCCCUUCCACAUUCAGCCUUGCUGGUCCAGCCUAGGGUUCAGGGGUGGGGACAUCUGCAUCCUGUCCCCCUGUGCCACCCUGAGCUUCAGCCCCUCACUUCCACACUGAGAAUAAGAAUCUGAAUGUGAACUUGAUUGUUCACAUCCUUGACACAAGUGUGGAUGGCUUUUUAAAUUACUGGAUGGAAUACUUAGAGGUUUUUUGUUUUGGGGUUUUGCUUUGUUUCGUUUUGUUUUUGAAAAAAAUAAUUGGCAGAUGGAGAAGCUUCCA
This is a messenger RNA of Rattus rattus (black rat), 1546 nucleotides long. RefSeq names its product RT1 class I histocompatibility antigen, AA alpha chain-like. NCBI's taxonomy places the organism in Eukaryota, Metazoa, Chordata, Mammalia, Rodentia, Muridae. Gene Ontology annotation, cellular component: external side of plasma membrane. Gene Ontology annotation, molecular function: peptide antigen binding; signaling receptor binding. Gene Ontology annotation, biological process: antigen processing and presentation of endogenous peptide antigen via MHC class I via ER pathway, TAP-independent; immune response; positive regulation of T cell mediated cytotoxicity. The record is from RefSeq and is a predicted model, not a curated record. Bases 35 to 1087 code for a protein of 350 amino acids. The transcript is spliced from 7 exons.